Fusarium vanettenii 77-13-4 is the source of this 1075-nucleotide messenger RNA. RefSeq lists its product as uncharacterized. The transcript has 2 exons. The record is from RefSeq and is a predicted model, not a curated record. NCBI's taxonomy places the organism in Eukaryota, Fungi, Ascomycota, Sordariomycetes, Hypocreales, Nectriaceae. Bases 161 to 907 code for a protein of 248 amino acids.
GUUACCCGUCACCUACUUCAACCUCUCGUCACAUUCUCUCCCCAAAUUCUUUUCUGCCACCCUCAAGCGCAACUCUUACCAUAUCGUAAAUCCUCUAGUCUUGGACUCAAUUCCCGAAUACUGCCCCUCCGACUAGCUCGACGACAGCUCUAAAACAAUCAUGAGCACUCUCCGGCCUCUGCGGGGCGGCUGUCAAUGUGGCCGAAAUCGUUACAUCAUCGCCGUUCCUCAGGAGGGCAUCAGCGAAGCUCAGGUCCUGUUCAAUACUGAGCCUGUCCACCAAAUUCCACUUGCAACCCCACUAGCCGCCUACAUCCGAGUGCCUCUAUCUUGGUACCACAGCACCACCUAUGCCUUUUUCCCAGACGAGACGCACACCUUGAUCCGAAGGGUAUACACCCAUCCCAGCCAGGAACACUCGAAACGGCACUUCUGCGGCUACUGCGGUACCCCCUUGUCGUACUGGUCCGAAGACCCGCGAAGCGAAGCCGACUACAUCAACCUCACGCUUGGUAGCUUGCUGAGAGAGGAUCUUCGAGACCUUGAGGACAUGGGGUUGAUUCCAGAGGAGAGCGAACAGCAGAGAACUGCAUCGGAGCAGACGGCCGAGAGAGUGGGCAGAAGCACAGCUCUACGCCAGUCGUAUGGAGUUCCGUGGUUCGACGGCAUGGUCGAAGGAACCCGGCUGGGCAGCAUGCGGCGUAGCCAAGGCGUCAGACAGUCUCAGAACGGCCGUGUCAGGGUUGAGUGGGAGAUUGUAGAAUUCUCAGGGAGCAGCGAAGGAGAAGAAGCGGGAGGGUCGGCGGGCCAGGCCGGAAAGACGGGUGAGGAAGACGUUGAGAUGGAGCUAUCACACCCCGGGAAGCGGAAGCUGAAGGAUAGAGACGACUCAGAAGCCACUUCAUAGGGAAGGUGAGAUCUGAUAUUCGGUUGGCACAAGUGCAGAGACUGGAUGUAAUGGUUGGAGUCUGGAAGCUGAUGACUUAUUAAGCAAUGUUUGCUCAGAGAUGCGUAUUAGUGAUACUUUCAAGCAAUCGACAGCGUGUUUAGAGUUCGACAAACACCUUCGUCUUUG